Molecule: messenger RNA, 1185 nt
Organism: Penicillium malachiteum
Lineage: Eukaryota; Fungi; Ascomycota; Eurotiomycetes; Eurotiales; Aspergillaceae
Product: GTR/RAG family Ras-related GTP-binding protein
Exons: 4
Coding region: 1-1185 (394 amino acids)
Biological process (GO): positive regulation of TOR signaling; regulation of autophagy; cellular response to amino acid stimulus
Cellular component (GO): Gtr1-Gtr2 GTPase complex; fungal-type vacuole membrane; nucleus
Molecular function (GO): GTP binding; GTPase activity
Source: RefSeq, a predicted model, not a curated record
AUGCCGAAUGUCCAAAAAUGCCCUUUCCCCCCUGUGCGAAGGUCCCAAUCAGAAGACCCUGAUAGUGACCACUUGCCAAACACUUACAUCUCAUCCACAUUCUCUACAUACAAGACCAGUGCCCAGCUAAGCCUCGAGCAAUUAUUACAGGGACCAAACCACGGCGGUGGGUCGACGCAACCCAGAUCAGCGCUCAUUCCCAACACUCAAGCUCGUGAUGCGAAGCCACGACUGCUCCUUAUGGGGCUUCGCCGGAGUGGCAAGUCAUCUAUCGCGAGCGUAGUCUUCCACAAGAUGCCACCAAAUGAAACCCUCUUUUUGGAAUCAACUACCCGAAUCCAGAAGGACUCCAUCCAUUCAUUCAUGGAUUUCCAAGUCUGGGAUUUCCCCGGCCAGCUUGAGUAUCUCGAGCCAUCAUUCGAUCUCGAAGACAUCUUCGGUAGCCUGGGUGCACUUGUCUGGGUGAUUGAUGCCCAAGAUGACUACCUUGACUCGGUCGCGCGAUUGAACCGUACUAUCUUGACUGUCCAACAGUACUACCCAGGAAUCAACAUCGAAGUUUUCAUUCAUAAGGUCGAUGGUCUCUCAGAUGAAUAUCGCACCGAUACCUUCCAGGAUAUUGUCCAACGUAUCUCAGACGAGCUCAGCGAUGCUGGGUACGAAAAUGCACCCGUACACUACUACCUCACCUCCAUCUACGAUUACUCUGUUUUCGAGGCCUUCAGUAAGGUCAUCCAAAAACUCAUUCCAAACCUGUCUACCCUUGAGAACUUGAUCAACACGCUUGCCAACAACUGUGGCUUUGAGAAAACCUACCUCUUUGAUGUUCUGAGCAAGAUUUACAUCGCCUCGGACACCCGACCUGUUGACAUGGCUUGCUAUGAGAUGUGCUCGGACUAUAUUGAUGUCAUUGUUGAUAUUUCCGAGCUUUACUCAUGGGACCACCCGGAUCGUCGACCCAAAGGCGAGCAGAUCCAGGAAGCAGAAAGCCAUGUUGUUUUGCAUGACGAGACCAUGAUUCAUUUAAUGGAGAUGAACAAGUAUCUCUGCCUCGUUUCUGUCAUCCGAAACCCCGAGGCAAAGGAGAAGCGAGGACUGAUUGAUAUGAAUUGCCGCACAUUCCAAGAUGCCCUGAAUGACGUUUUUUCACGUAGCUGGGAACAGGAGGAACAAGGCAACGCUUAA